AUGUCCGUCAUGAACGGUGGAGGCGGGAUGAACGGCCACUUGGGGUCAAAAAUGAAUAUCAGCGAUGAAGACUACAAGACUUACGAGAAAGGCGUUCAGGUUAUCGAUGAGGACAAGGAGUUUACACCGAACCUCCCCACAUACCUCGCUAUUCAGAACUUGAUCAGUGCGGGUUUCAACUACCAUGUUGUCGCUGUAUUUGGAUCCCAGUCAACGGGAAAAUCGACCCUUCUCAACCAUCUCUUCGGAACCCACUUCUCAGUUAUGGACGAGGCUGCUCGCAGACAGACUACCAAGGGAAUUUGGAUGUCGAGGGCUCUUGACGAACAGGAUCAUGAGCAGCUAGUAGCCAAUAGAGAAGGGGGUAUGACAAAUAAUAUUUUGGUUAUGGAUGUGGAGGGAACCGAUGGUCGCGAGAGAGGAGAGGACCAGGACUUUGAAAGGAAAAGUGCCUUAUUUGCAUUGGCUACCAGUGAGGUUUUGAUUGUCAACAUCUGGGAGCACCAGGUUGGUCUCUAUCAAGGAGCCAAUAUGGGUUUAUUGAAGACUGUAUUUGAGGUUAAUUUGGGUUUGUUUUUGAAGGACAAAAAUACCACCCAUCGAUCACUUCUUUUCUUUGUGAUUCGUGACCACAUCGGUCAUACGCCUCUUGAGGGUCUUAAAUCCACUCUCAUGGCAGAUCUUAAUAAGAUCUGGUCAUCUCUUUCCAAACCCGCUGGUAUGGAAGAAUCAGAAAUUACAGAUUUCUUCGAUUUCCAAUUCGCUGCGCUCCCGCACAAGAUUCUUCAGCCUGAAAGGUUUUUGGAAGAGACAAAGGCUUUGAGAACAAAGUUCCGAGAGGGUGUAGAUGUACAGGUGCUGAGCGACGGUUCACCUAUCGAUGAUAAAAAUAACGGUGUUUUCCUUCCAGCCUACCAUAGACGGAUACCUGCAGAUGGUUUCCCGCUUUAUGCUGAAGGUGUGUGGGAGCAAAUUGUUUCAAAUAAGGAUCUAGAUCUCCCCUCGCAACAGGAACUGCUUGCCCAGUUCCGAUGUGACGAGAUUGCAGCGUCUUGCGUUGCCGGUUUCAAUGAGAUUAUCCAGCCAUUCGAGGAGCUAUCCAAGAAGGGCGGAGUACUCGACGGGCUUGGUCCUGCGAUGAAGAAAGCGCUCGGAGAAGCGGUUGGUGGCUUUGAAGAGGCCGGCGGGAGGUAUCACAAGGGCGUUUUUGGGCGAAAGAGGGAUGAAUUACGCGCAGGUCUUGAGGGCCGCCUGAGAGUGUUGGUUAUCAACCAGUUCACCGCACUUUCUAAGAGAGCGCUCGCAGAAUUUACUGAGGAGAUCACCGCCAUCCUCAAGAAAGCAAACUCAGCUGCUCAUGCCGGGACUGCAUCUUAUGAUUUUGCCGAGGUUGUGGAUGAGACAAGGAGUAAGGUGGUAAAUGCUUUCAUUACAGAGGCAUCCGAAUGCUACAUCGCCGGACCGACCGCUGAGUGGUCUAAUUAUGAAAAAGAGCUCGAGGGUUUGCAAAAAGACCUCGAUGCAGUUGCAGGACGUUUACGAGGAGAAGAAAUGAAGCGACUUGUGUCCAGGCUUGAGAAAGCCAUCAAGGCAAAACUCAUCGAGCCGAUCGAGCUUGAGUUCAGGCGGAUGGAAGACAACACUAGGGAAAAGGGGGGCCUUUGGGACCGUGUUUGGAACGUGUGGAUUGGUGUUGUAGGCGACGGAGUUGACACCUUUUUGAGUCGGGCGACCAGCUUUAAUGCUAGCGAGAAGGAAAGAGACAUUGGUGCUUGGAGGUUGAAGAAGAAGGCCUGGGGAGUGUUAAAGGCUAAGAUUGACGAAGAAGUUCAUGAGGGAAACCUUUUGUUGAAGCUUCGCGAGAAAUUCGAAGACCGUUUCAGAUACGAUGAAACAGGUGUUCCCCGCGUCUGGAAACCAACCGAUGAUAUUGAAGGCUCCUACACAAAGGCCCUUGACGCUACCCUGAAGCUCAUUCCGCUCGUUUCUGAGAUGCGCCUAUCGAGUGGAGAACGGCCUCCGCUGGCUGAAUUCCUCGGCGAUGCACCUGCAGACUAUGAGGAAGACCUUGAAGAGCUUGGACCUUCCAAAGACGAGUUUGAGGUUAUUUCCGAAUCAAAGCGGAUUGAUCUGCAUCAAAGAUUCAAGCGUAUGGCCGAUGCGGUUUUUGUAGAGGCGAAGCGCAGCACUAUUAAUGGUGUGGCCCAGAUCCCGAUGUUCAUGUGGGGAUUGGUGCUCGCGCUUGGGUGGAAUGAGAUCUGGGCCGUGUUGAGGAGCCCAGUGACGAACCUGUGGGGACCAAUCUAUCAAGUUAGCAAUGCUAUGAGCCAACAGGCCGUAGAUAUCGGAAAGCAACGCCUACGAGAGUUCCUCAGUGACAGCAACGGCAACGUCGCUUUUGCUGGCCGAACGAACAAGACCAGGGGCUAUGAUGAUGAUGAUGCUAUCAGCUUGCAAUCGCUUGAUACUGAGGGCAGAAGGAGGGUAAAGAGAGAGGACUCUUCAGAAUAG
Messenger RNA from Morchella sextelata, 2511 nucleotides. RefSeq lists its product as uncharacterized. Gene Ontology annotation, molecular function: GTPase activity; GTP binding. The transcript has 7 exons. The coding region runs from base 1 to 2511 and encodes 836 amino acids. Gene Ontology annotation, biological process: endoplasmic reticulum membrane fusion. Gene Ontology annotation, cellular component: endoplasmic reticulum. The record is from RefSeq and is a predicted model, not a curated record. Lineage: Eukaryota; Fungi; Ascomycota; Pezizomycetes; Pezizales; Morchellaceae.